GGUGGCCAGGGAGGAGGGAGCGAACCCGGAGGGCGGAGUGAUGGGGUUGGAGAGAGAACUGGACUGGAGGAUUGGGAAGGACUUUUCUCUCCUUCCCCUUCCUCUUUCCAGACCCUUCCCCCACCUCCUCCGUGGGGUCCCGGGAGUCUGUGUCUAGUGACAUUCCACGAGGCUGCAGGGAGACAGCGUUUGGGGGCGAAGGUUCCAGCUUGGAGGAAGGGGUGUGGGGAGCAGCAGUGUGGAUGGGGAGCGGGGCUGGGGCGGCGAUCUGCGCUGAGGUUUAGAUCGGUGUGCUUGCUAAUGAAGGGAGCUGAAGCUGGGGCCCGGGGUGGAGUUGGAAAGGGUAGGAGGAACGGGAGUACCGAGAGGGUCAGCCCAGACCGACUGUCCGCCGGCUUAGGCAGUCAGCCCACGGGUGUUCAUGAAGCGCUUACUGAGCACUCACUGCUAAGGGAAUGGUUACAAACAAACAAAUGGGGGGGGGGGUUCUCUGCCCUCCUGAAACUCUUAGAAGAAUGGAGGCAGCAUGCGAAUAACCAUGAACAGAUAGGAUGGAUCGCGUGCUAAUUAAUGGAAGGACAUCUGGAAGGGAAGGCGCUGGAAGUGGGAUUGGAGCGGAGUCUUGAAAGUAGCCAGAGAAGCUGGGAAGCAAAGCGAAGGAGGGAAAGCAUUUCCAGGCAGGGGGCUGGGUCUCUGCGCAGGGUGUUGUGAGAUGGCCAGUCCUGUGUGAGGAAUAACAACUAGGCCCGUUGUAACUGGAUGGGAGAGUUCCUGGAGGGGAUUCAAGCGUCUGGCAAAAAGAGGCACUGUGUGAAGGGAUGGGGAUGUGAGAAAGGCCCAAACAGGCUGUUCCUUUAAGGAGCUUACAUUUCUAAUGAGGACGACAAAGUAACCAAGGGGGCUUGUAGGUAUGGAGUAGAUGAGAGACGGCCUUAGGGAGAAAGGAGGUGUUUUUGAGGCGUGAAGGAAUACAACACUGGGAGGACGAGGGGGAAUGUAACCAACGUUUAUGGAGUGAGCUUCAUAAUAACCUUGUGAGAGUGAUCUGGUACACUUGGGGGUCUGUUUUCCUAGUGUUCUGAAGCUAUCCUGAACUUGAUGGGCUGGAGGUUCUAGGUGUUUCAACAGCCCCAGACUUCAUUGACUCCCCAUACUUCCCCUGGUGAGCUGGAGGUUAUGAAGAGAGGACACAGUUAUUCAGAGGUAUAUGAGUGGCCCAACGCUUCCAACCGUUAAAAGACAGCACCAACUGGGAGCAAGGCAAGGAUGCCGAUUCCGCCUCCUCCACCUCCACCUGGUCCACCUCCACCUCCCACUUUUAACCAGGCAAACACAGAACCGCCCAAGCUGAGUAGGGAUGAACAGCGGGGCCGAGGUGCCCUAUUACAGGACAUCUGCAAAGGGACUCGGCUGAAAAAAGUGACUCAUAUCAAUGAUCGGAGUGCUCCAGUCCUUGAGAAACCCAAAGGAGGAAGUGGGGGUUAUAGUUCUGGAGUAAAUGCCCUGCAGCCCAAGGGAGGUCUAUUCCAAGGAGGAGUGCCAAAACUCAGACCUGUUGGAACAAAAGACAUUUCAGAGAACCUAACUGGCAAGACAGUUUUACAGGUCUCUGGUUCCCGCACUUCUGCCCCGAGGCCCCCAGGGUCCACAGGCAGUAGUCGUCCCCAAGAUGAUUCAGACAGUAGUCGGGCAUCCCCCCCAGAGCUGCCACGGAUGCAGAGACCCUCUUUACCGGACCUAUCCCGACCCAACUCCACCAGCAGCACGGGCAUGAAACAUAGUUCUUCGGCUCCCCCGCCACCACCCCCUGGGCGGCGUGCCAAUGCACCCCCUGCACCUUUGCCUAUGCACAGCAACAAAGCCCCAGCCUACAACAGAGAGAAGCCUUUGCCACCAACCCCUGGACAAAGGCCUCCUCCUGGCCGAGAGGGGCCUCCUGCUCCGCCUCCAAUUAAGCCACCCCCUUCCCCUGUAAAUAUUAGGACAGGACCAAGUGGGCAUAACCAGUCUUUGGCUCCCCCUCCACCGCCUUACCGUCAGCCCCCUGGUGUCCCCAAUGGGCCCUCAAGCCCCACUAAUGAGUCAGCUCCUGAGCUGCCACAGAGACACAAUUCGUUACAUAGGAAGACACCAGGGCUCGUUAGAGGCCUGGCACCUCCCCCACCCACCUCAGUUUCCCCUUCUUUACAGAGUAGUAGACCACCUCCCCCGGCUCGAGAACCUCCCAGUCGGGGAGCAGCACCUCCACCCCCACCACCCUUAAUUCGAAAUGGUGCCCGGGAUGCCCCACCCCCACCGCCACCAUACCGAAUGCAUGGUUCUACGGAGCCCCUGAGCAGAGGAAAGCCCCCCCCUCCACCUUCAAGGACACCAGCUGGGCCUCCUCCACCACCUCCACCACCCCUGAGGAACGGCCACAGAGAUUCCAUUGCAACUGUCCGAUCUUUCUUGGAUGAUUUUGAGUCCAAGUAUUCCUUCCAUCCAGUUGAAGACUUCCCUGCUCCAGAAGAAUAUAAACAUUUUCAGAGGAUUUACCCUAGCAAAACAAACCGAGCCACUCGUGGGGCUCCACCCCUGCCACCUGUCCUCAGGUGAAGCCCAGGUGGAUCCUGUUCCUCAACAAAAGGAUGGAUCUCCUCCAGUUCUCAAAUGGUCCCUACUGCUUUCCCAAAACCUGCAUGAGAGUUCUCAUUGUGUUCUUCCAGUGCGACCAGUCACUCAGAAUUCAACAUGCCUCCCAGCUCAUCUUCAUCUAUGCAUCUCCUCACUGGACUUGAUUGGACUGUCUUAUUUUGGCAGUGGGUUCCCUGUUUCUUCAUUUCCCUUUGUUUAGUGAACCCUGCUAGUUGUGCAAGGAAAUAGCUUCUGUCUCCUGUUCUCUCUUUGGAGAGAGGUGCCUUGUAAUGAAUUCAGUAAUCAUAACAGGGUGAAGAGAGAGUAUUCUUCUUGUUUCCACAUAAAAUCCUUUUCUUCCCCCCACUCCUGGGAAAUCAAAUGAGUAUAUAUGGACUUCAAGCCAUUAGGGAGCUUGACAUAGCCAUUACCACUUCUGUUUUUUUGUGGGGAGAGUGCCAUCUUCAGUAAAAUAGGAAAGAAUUAUUCAGAGAUGUUAUCUGUUUCAAAGGUCACAGUUGCAGAGUGGGACAGGAAAGGGAUCUGCUUUCUUCUUGGAGUAUCUUUUUUUUUUUUUUUUUUUUUUUUUUAAUACAAGGUUAAAAUUCUAGAUUACCUUUGGGUUUAAAUACUACAUACUAAUCAGUUAAGCUUAAAGCAUAUACUAAAUGGCAGAAUGGGCUCAAGCUGAGGGCUUCUCAGCUCUAGUCAAUUCCUCUAUAACAAAGGGACCAAAAGAGAAUUGAGUCCUCAAGGCCUCAAUUACCCAAGAUUCUGGGUGACCAUGUAGGCUCAUUUGAAGAACCUUUCUAAUCUCUUGGAUCACAUGCUAAGGAACUGUAACUGAUGCAGCUCCAUAGUAGUCCUUGUGAGAAAAGAUGGAACUGAAUUGCAUAUGUGUAUAUGACCAGAACCUCCUUGAUAUACCCCAGACCAAACCUAGUGCUGGUCAUUUGUAGGUAAACUUUUUCUAACUAUUCUUAUUUUAAAACCUGGUAGGGGUUAUCCCCCAUAGAUGCCCUCAGCAUCUGGGAUUGGGAAGAAAUGGAAAGGCUUCCCUGGCAAGGAGCUAUAGAUGGGGUAGGGAAGGAGGAAAGCUUGAUAUUUAAUCAUACUGAUCAUUUACUGAGUCCUGACUGUGAAGUCUUCAGAUCAUUGUCGAAAUGGAAAUUGGCAACUUUUACACAAUGUUCUGUGAUGGUGUUUUUCUUUAAAUUAUUCAAACAUAGAAAAGCCAAAUCUUACCUUUCUUGUGGGGUUGGCACUUUUCUUCCCAUUACUUCCUCCUUUGGAUUUUGGAUAGUCACAUUGGCAUCCAUUGUACUUUUACUGUUUUGCCUCCUGAAAGUGGAUGGUUAAACUCAAAUCAGAUGGAUUUUUCUUCUUUGGAGUCUGUUGAUAAUCCGUCAUGUAUUUGAAUGUCUGCCUUAUACACUACUCUGUCCCAUUGGUGGUACUAGAUUUAUUAUCAUGACACAACCAGAACAGUAAUUCAUUCAACAAAUUUAUUAAGAGCCUACUCUUGAGUAAUGGGAAUGUGAUUCAUAGUUACUGAUCUAUUUUGUAUGUUAAAAAAAAAAAACACAAAAACUUGUAAUAUAGGUUUAAGGUGGGCUGGCUGCAACGGCACUAAAACUUCUCACCUUUGAACUCCUCUUUUCUCUGCUUGUGGGAAUGUUGUUACCGCUUUAGUUAAAGAUUGGGUGGGUCUCAUGUUGAGGCUAUUCCCAGUCACCAAACCCUUAUGUCCCCUCUCUGAAGGAAGAGACAAUGCCCAGCUCUGCUCAUCAAAAAGCUGAGUUCAAAGGCCCCUGGUUGGGUUUGUUUUUUUUUCCCUAAUGGGAAAAACUUAAUAUUUUUUUCCUAUUGCCCUGGCUGCAAAGCAGAUGGGUACUCUCAGGCCUAAAUGAGCGCAGUGCCCCUCUACUUCUGCCAAUCUCCCCAGAUCAGAGCACUUUGACAUAGUGUGUGAUUCUGUGUAUUGUGGGUUGGAACGCUGCUCAAGCUUCAAACCCUUACUUUACCCGAAACCAGGUCUCUUGGGCUACUAGAGUGGCUGUAGGAUUCCCUAGAACACAUCCCAGCCCUCUACAUUUGACAACAAGCAAGGGAGGACCUGCUUUGGUCUUCCAACUUGAAGCUCAAAUGAACUUCUAGGGAGAGGUGAGAAGAAAAAAGUGUAAAUAGAUUUAAGCAUUGCUACAGAGUAUCUCAGGGCUGGGGUAUAUUUUAAUUAUCCUGAUCACUUGAAAUAACUCAUAGAUUAAGUGAAUUUCGGAAUGGGGGAAGAAAUGUGUCCCCAUAGUUCUUGAAUCCUGAGGGGCUGAAGGGGAGGUAAAUAAGGGUCGUCUGAGGCUCUUUUUAUUUUUAAUGGCACUACACUGAGUUGUCUGUACUGGAAACCCAACCUGGGAUCAAUGGCAAAACAAAUUCCUCACAUUCCAGUCUUGGUCUUUCUUUCCCAGUUACAUCCCAGCCCCUGGCUCUAAGGUCAGGGUGGCUCCCUGCCAGUCGCUCCUUGGAAUUGGGAAUGUGGGAGAGUUGGCCCACUGCAACAUUGCCUUUGAAAUUCAUCUGCUUUAAAACAACAAAAGCAAGAAUGUGCAAAAACAAAACAUGUAAACUGUUUUUAAUAGAAGGAAGUGUUUGGAUCCAUUCAGCUCCACAUUCAUUGUGCCUUUACCCUAUGUCAGGCAUCUGUGCUCCGUAUUCCUCUUGGACUGAAGCAGUUUAAAUCUUCCUCAUCUACUGCUGUUUCCUUCUUCCUCUGCACAUCUUUGUAUACCUGGUAGGCUUCUUCUCUAAUUCUUGUCUCAUUCCACCAGUGGCAGAGGAUAGCUUCUCUUUCUUCCCCAGAGUGACAAGCAUGGUUGUCACAGUAAUCAACACUGUAUAAAUACACCCAGAAAGAUGAGAGAGGAUAUGUGCACAAGUACACUUGUGAGAAAGAGAGAGUGCGUGUGCGUGUGUGUGUGUGUGUGGUCUGCAUGUAGAUGGAUUUUUAAAAAUAAUUUAUUGUAUGAAUAUACGGAUGUUUUUGUUUUAAUCCAUGAUUCUCCUUACCUAGUUGUAUUGACUUUCUCCCCUUCUCCUAAGAUGUACAGUCUGGUCUCAGGUUGGAUUCUUUGGUACACUUCUCCCUUCUGGGUGCCAUGCAGCUAUUUAAUUAAACCUCAUUUUACAAACCAAA
This is a messenger RNA of Sarcophilus harrisii (Tasmanian devil), 5803 nucleotides long. RefSeq names its product WAS/WASL interacting protein family member 2 (gene WIPF2). The coding region runs from base 1267 to 2595 and encodes 442 amino acids. The transcript is spliced from 9 exons. Gene Ontology annotation, molecular function: actin binding. Lineage: Eukaryota; Metazoa; Chordata; Mammalia; Dasyuromorphia; Dasyuridae. The record is from RefSeq and is a predicted model, not a curated record.